UUUGCAAAUUCCAAUCACCCGCCAUCUUGUUCCUGUGACUGAGCAACGCUCGAGAAUAUGACCAGUGUCGCAGCUUUGGCUGGGAUACCCUCUGCUACAGGAACGAAGCGUACAGCUGAAGAUAUACUGAGCAUAGCAGGCCUUAUGGGGGACCAGAAAAAGGCAAGAUUUGAAAAUGCUCCAUCAAAAGUGAUCCAUGUUAGAAAUGUACCAGUUGAUGCUAAUGAUACAGAGCUUCUUGCACUUGGACUGGAAUUUGGACGAGUAAAAAAUGUCCUUUUAUUAAAAACUAAACGACAGGGUUUUAUUGAAAUGGAGGACAAACAAACAGCCGCAAACUUUCUCACAUAUUACUCACAUAUAUCACCAACCAUCAGAGGUCAAGUGGUAUAUGUGCAGUAUUCAAAUCAUCCUGAGUUGAAGACAGAACCCUCUCAGCAUUCGUCUGGGACUUCCAAAAUCAUUGCAGCUGGUGGAGACUAUCCUUACUCAGCAGAUGGACAGGGUGCUCUUGCUGCUGCUGCAGCCAAAGUUGUGACAGGAAAUAAAAGCAAUGUUAUCAGAGCAGUGAUUGACAAGUUGUGGUAUCCAAUAACUGUUGAAGUCCUCUACAAGAUAUUUUCAAGUUUAGGGACUAUUCUUAGGAUUGUGACCUUUACAAAAAAUGGUCAGUUUCAGGCGCUAAUAGAAUUCACCACUGUUACUGAAGCAGAGCUGGCAAAAGUUACACUUGAUGGACAAAAUAUUUACAAUGGCUGCUGCACCUUGCAUCUUGAAUUCUCCAAAUUGACCACGUUGACAGUGAAAUACAACAAUGAUAAGAGCAAAGAUUACACCAGACCUGAUCUUCCCUCAGGUCCCAAUGACAGCCCUUUUAGUGGAGCUGAUCUUGCUGGUUUACUUACUGGUGGUGCAGCUGGAAGUGCUAGUCUGAUGGGAGCUCCAGCUCUUUUGAGUCUUCUCCCUCAAGGAGGAUUACUCCCAGCAAGUUUCUUUGGUGCCACAGGCGGCAGAGGAGGAUUGAACAUGGGAGGGUCUCCUGUUGUCCUUGUUAGCAAUUUAAAUGAAGAGAAGAUAAACUGUGACAUGCUUUUCACUCUGUUUGGUAAUUAUGGUGACGUAAUCCGUGUAAAGAUUCUGUUUAACAAGAAGGACACAGCUCUAAUCCAGUUUAACGAUCCUCAACAAGCUCAGACAGCAAUCAGAAAUCUGAGUGGAGUCUCUAUGUAUGGAAAAGAAAUCAAAGUGACUUUGUCAAAACACACCUAUGUUUCCAUGCCAAAGGAUGGAGAUGAAAAUAAUCUAACAAAAGAUUUCACCAAUUCGCCCUUACAUCGCUUCAAGAAACCAGGAUCCAAAAACUUCCAGAACAUUUUCCCUCCUAUCAGAACACUUCAUGUAUCAAAUAUACCUGACACAGCUACAGAAGAAGAAUUAAUAGAUGCUUUCUCUGUUUCUGGAACAGUAACAGAAUUCCGCUUCUUUGCGAAAGACCGAAAAAUGGCCCUGGUGACUAUGACAACAAUAGAAGAGGCAAUUGAUGCUCUUAUUAAAAUGCACAACUACAAAAUCACAGAAUCUAAUCACCUCAGAGUAUCUUUUGCUAAAACAAGAUCAUCUAACUGAGCAUCUGAAUCUAACCUGUGAUCACACAUUCUUUUUUUGGUGGGAACUCAAAUUUUGGCAGUGCAAAAAAAGCUUGUCAGAUUACAGGUUGCUCCAUAUCAUGCCUAAGUCAUCUCAAACUCAAGUCAGUUGACCUUUAUGUACAUGCAGCUGUACGUGCACACGUUCCAAUGCAAUUAACAUUUUAAAAGUAACAUAUUGCCUAAUCAAAGUGAAGGAUUCCUUUUUUGAAAUUUUCGUUCUCUAGUAUGAAAACAUCAAAAUUUCCUACAUUUUAGGAUCUGUUUCAUUAGCAUUGUAGAUAAACCAUCACUUAAAUAGGGAAAUUCAAAAUAUUGGAAUUAUAUACUUGGGAAUUUUCUGUUUUCUUUUUUCAUUUUGAUUUAUGCUUUGCUUUUUUUUGGAUUUGAUGCACAAAUUACUUAAUUUUUGUUAGGUGAAAAGGAUUAAAGGCAAGGGUGGCCUCUGUAUUUUAAAAAUUUGAAAUAUGUGCUUUGGGUGCUAGACAUCUUAUUGCCUCUACAUCUACUGUUCUUGUUAGAUUUAAUUUAAUAUUUGUUGAUCCUUGUAUUCAGAUCUCCUAAGGGUUUUUUUUCAGUUCAUCUAUUUUACUUUAAUAGCUGAUCUUUCUUGGAAAUUUAGGGCUUAAAAAGUUCUUUUCAAAGUUAAUGAAUCAUCUCUUUGAUUUGUGGUUUUUAAGCAAGUUAAUAAUUAAAACCAAUAGGUUUUCUUCUAUUACUUUGGAAGUAAAUUCAAAUUGGGGUUUUAUUUGUUGUCACAUCUGGUUUGACAAUUUGAAUUGACCAAAGGUUUUGCCCUUCAAUAUGGUUACAGAUUUGAUUGAUUUGUUGAAAAAAUAAGGUUGAUCAAUCAGUUUUAUUUGUAAAACUUAUAGGGGUGCUAGAUUCAUGUAUAUUCAAUUUUUCACUUCAGCUCUUAAGGAGGGUUCUUAAAUUCAAUUUGUAAUGUUUAACACUUUUUUUCCUUUGAUUCAUAGGGAUUUGUUGUGAUUCUUUGUCGGUAUGGGGGGAAGGGUCUUGUUAAGAUAGCUUUAGACAUGUUAUUCUUGUUCCUGUUUGUAGCAGCUUGUAAAAUGAGAGAGAUUGAGAAAAAUAAAAAUUAAUUUCUUACUUUG
Molecule: messenger RNA, 2761 nt
Organism: Pocillopora damicornis (cauliflower coral)
Lineage: Eukaryota; Metazoa; Cnidaria; Anthozoa; Scleractinia; Pocilloporidae
Product: polypyrimidine tract-binding protein 2
Molecular function (GO): RNA binding
Source: RefSeq, a predicted model, not a curated record